AUGAUUCUGCUGACUACGACCAAUGGGCAGCCGCGCACGCAGCUUUGGCUGGGAACUACACAUCGUUUCGCGCUGCGUACGCAGCCGCCAGAGGAAGGGCGACCAGCGUACGUCUCGAUAAAGUUGGGUGGCCCGCCUAACGUCGAUCCAGUCAAUUUGACUUUUGCGGCUCCGCCGCCACAGCCAGCAAGAACUAUGGUAUUGGAACGACACCGAACGGCGUCGUUUCUUUCCGCGACCGCGUCCCUCUCGCCCGCGGUUGCGGGCGGACCCCAACAGUUCGUGGUGAAUUUGACCAUAACUGGCGACGACGCCGUUCGUCGGGCAGGCGGAAAAGAUAACGUCCCAGCAUUCUCCUCCACCCUCGCACGGUGGCUGAUCAAUCAGCGUUGGGACUUCGUAUAUUCACAAGGACCGUCGCCGUUGAAUAUGGUCGGACCCGGAGUGGCGCCGAUUAAUCUGGUCUCACCCCCUCCGCCUCAGUUUGGGUUGCCACUGCUCAGCAGCCCGCCCCAGGUGAAUGCCUCACAAAGUCCAUUGCUCGUGUUGCCGUACUAA
Molecule: messenger RNA, 558 nt
Organism: Spizellomyces punctatus DAOM BR117
Lineage: Eukaryota; Fungi; Chytridiomycota; Chytridiomycetes; Spizellomycetales; Spizellomycetaceae
Exons: 2
Coding region: 1-558 (185 amino acids)
Source: RefSeq, a predicted model, not a curated record